AUGUAUUUUUCCACGGCGAUUCUCUCGCUGCUGCUGGCUGGCAACGCCUGGAGCCUCCAAAAUCCCCAUCGCAAGGCUCUGCGACCGGCGCGUCCACACUCCAGCCUGGCUCCUCGGGCGCUCUCGACGGAGCACAGCGAGUACAAGCACCUUACCAAUGGAACCCAGAGAUUCCUCGUCAACGGCACUGGCAUCCCCGACGUGGACUUUGAUGUCGGCGAAUCCUACGCCGGCCUUCUUCCCAACACACCCGCCGGCAAUUCCAGUCUGUUCUUUUGGUUCUUCCCCUCGCAGAACCCCAAGGCCACGGACGAGAUCACCAUCUGGCUCAAUGGCGGUCCUGGUUGCAGCUCCCUGGAUGGCCUGCUGCAAGAGAACGGUCCAUUUCUGUGGCAAUCGGGCACCUACAAGCCCCUGCGCAACCCCUAUUCCUGGACCAACCUGACCAACGUCGUGUACGUGGACCAACCCGCCGGCACCGGCUUCUCGCCCGGUCCGUCGACGGUGAAGGACGAGGAGGGCGUCGCGUCCCAGUUCAAGAGCUGGUUCAAGCACUUCUCCGACACCUUUGGUCUGCACGGUCGGAAGGUCUACCUGACCGGCGAGAGCUAUGCGGGACAGUACAUCCCGUAUAUCGCGUCGGCCAUGCUGGAUGAGGAGGACGAGAAGUACUUCAACGUGAAGGGAAUCCAGAUCAACGACCCAUCCAUCAAUGAUGAUUCCAUCAUGAUAUACGCGCCCGCGGUGCGGCACUUCAACCACUAUGCCAACCUCUUCGCCCUGAACGACAGCUUCGUCUCCGACAUCAACUCUCGCGCCGAGAAAUGUGGCUACAACCAGUUCCUCGACGAGGCCCUGACCUAUCCGCCGCCCAAGCACUUCCCCGAAGCACCGGAUCCGUAUCGCGGGGACUGCGCGAUCUGGGACGACGUCGUGGCCGCCGCCUACGACGUGAACCCGUGCUUCAACUUCUACCACAUCACGGACUUCUGCCCCUACCUGUGGAACGAAAUGGGGUUCCCGUCUCUGGCUGGACCCCCCAAUAACUACUUUAACCGCUCCGACGUGCAGAGGGCCAUCCACGUCCCCCCGACCGAUUACUCCGUCUGCGGCGGAAGUACCAUCUUCGCCGACGGCGACCAGUCGCCUCCCAGCGCUCUGGGACCAUUGCCCAGCGUCAUCGAACGCACGAACAACACGAUCAUCGGCCACGGGUGGCUCGACUAUCUCCUGUUCCUGAACGGCUCCCUCGUCACCAUCCAGAACAUGACCUGGAACGGCGUUCAGGGGUUCCAGAAGCCCCCGGUGGAGCCGCUCUACGUGCCAUAUCAUGCCGGUUUGGCAGAGCUGCCGAACGGUGAUGUGUCCACGCCCUUCAUCUGGGACGCCGGGGCUGGGUAUCUGGGGACGGCGCAUACAGAGCGCGGGCUGACCUUCAGCACUGUCUAUUUGGCAGGCCAUGAAAUCCCGCAGUAUACCCCCGGGGCGGCAUAUCGCCAGUUGGAAUUUUUGCUCGGUCGCAUCGACAGCUUGCAGGACCAGACGGGAUACACGGCGUAG
Molecule: messenger RNA, 1560 nt
Organism: Aspergillus steynii IBT 23096
Lineage: Eukaryota; Fungi; Ascomycota; Eurotiomycetes; Eurotiales; Aspergillaceae
Gene: cpdS
Product: putative serine carboxypeptidase (CpdS)
Exons: 5
Coding region: 1-1560 (519 amino acids)
Biological process (GO): proteolysis
Molecular function (GO): serine-type carboxypeptidase activity
Source: RefSeq, a predicted model, not a curated record